GUUACUAUACUAAUUCGAUAUUUAUAGAUUCUUAUAUACCUACGUUCUCGAAAAGUAUUCGUGACAAAUCCACUGAUAUUCACUCGAUUGAGGCACGUAUUCAUUAUCGUCAGUUUGAGUCUCUCUCCUGCUGAAGCUGGAGCUGUGCAUGUAUGGUAGAAGCGGAUUAUCGAGCCUAUCGAGACAAUGCCUCCCCAAGUGGACCCCGUAGUCAGCGGGGUGCUGUUUGAGACCGAUACCCAGACCUCUGACCUGGGGUUAGCUAAGGAUGUAUCUGUUCUAAAAAACGCCAGCCCGAGAAAGUACGAGUACGUCUGGUUCAACAUUUUCUGGUUCCUCUACCUCCACGUGGCUUCCAUGUAUGGGGUCUACUUGGCGCUCACCAGCGCGAAAUGGCAAACAAAUGUAUUCGCGUUCUCAGUUCACUUGAUGUGCGCGAUAGGAAUAGGCGCCGGCUCUCACAGACUGUGGACGCACAGGAGUUACAAGGCCAAGACGCCGCUGAGGAUCCUACUCAUGAUCUGGCAGACCAUGGGCUUCCAAGACUGCAUCUUCGAAUGGGCGCGCGACCACCGUACCCACCACAAAUACGCCGACACCGACGCCGACCCUCACAAUGCUGAGCGCGGCCUGUUCUACUCCCACAUGGGCUGGUUGUGCUGCAAGAAGUUACCAGAGGUCAUUGAAGGCGGCCGCAGGCUUGACCUCACUGACCUUUACGCUGAUCCCGUUGUUAUGUUUCAGAAAAAACAUUACAUGAAGAUGAUGUUCGUCCUGUGUUUCGUGAUGCCGACGCUCAUUCCCGUGUACUGCUGGGGGGAAACUUGGACGAACGCCUUUUUCAUCCCCACUAUCCUGAGAUACACCAUUGGCAUCAACGUAGUGUGGAGUAUCAACAGUUUUGCCCACACCUUUGGAUACAGGCCGUAUGACAAAUCGUUGAACCCUCGGGACAACAUCGGUACGUGGAUGAUCUGCGUGGAAGGGUUCCACAACUACCACCACACAUUCCCGUGGGACUACCGCGCAACGGAGUACCCGUUCUACAACAUGCUCACGCCAACCAUCGUCUUUAUUGAUGCCAUGGCUAAGAUAGGGCAAGCAUAUGAUUUGAAGAGCGUCUCUCCUGAGAUCAUCAGACAACGCACGUACCGCACAGGAGACGGCACCCACCACCUGUGGGGCUGGGACGACCCGGAGUUCACUGAGAAGCUCAAGGAGAAGUAUGGGAAAGUGGACAAGGUGGACUGCGAUGAGAAGAAGACGACGUGAUUAAGUCAUAAGUCAACGCAAGAUAUUAUUUUAUCUAAGGAUUUAUGUUUCGCGUUAUGUACUUACUAAUUGAUAAAAUACAAUUAUUGUGAAUGUUGUGUAUUAUAUAAA
Molecule: messenger RNA, 1383 nt
Organism: Plodia interpunctella (Indianmeal moth)
Lineage: Eukaryota; Metazoa; Arthropoda; Insecta; Lepidoptera; Pyralidae
Product: acyl-CoA Delta(11) desaturase
Exons: 7
Coding region: 187-1272 (361 amino acids)
Biological process (GO): unsaturated fatty acid biosynthetic process
Cellular component (GO): endoplasmic reticulum membrane
Molecular function (GO): iron ion binding; stearoyl-CoA 9-desaturase activity
Source: RefSeq, a predicted model, not a curated record